AUGUCCACGGCAAGGCUUAACCGGGACCCAGCUUGUAACUCGCUCAGCACAGAGCGUGACACGGGGAAAGCUCCCCGCAAGCGGCAGGAUAAAGCUCUCGGCGCCGCCCUCCGCCUCUUGCCGCAUCUCGGGCGGAGCCCCCACCUUCACGCCCGGCACAGAACGGGUGCGGGGCUGAGCCACGGCCGGCCCGGGGGAGCCGGAGGGGCGGGGCCGCCGUGUCCGCUCCCCCUCCCCGCCCGCCAGCCGCCUUCUCCUCCUCUAGCCGCCCGGGCUCAGAGCGGCGGCAGCAGCGGCCGCGGCAACAGCUCCGGCUCCGGCUCCGGCUCCUGCGGGUUCGGCCCGGUUCGGCACCGCGUUCCCGGGCCCCGCGCCCCGACCCCGCCGCUGCGCCUGCUGGGGGCCUCGGGAGCCCCCGCCGCCCGCCUCACGCUGAAGUUCCUGGCCGUGCUGCUGGCCGCGGGCAUGCUGGCGUUCCUCGGUGCCGUCAUAUGCAUCAUCGCCAGCGUGCCCCUGGCGGCCAGCCCGGCGCGGGCGCUGCCCGGAGGAGCCGACAACGCCUCGGCCGCCUCGGGCGCCGCCACCGCGUCCCAGGGUCCGCAGCGCAGCCUGAGCGCGCUGCACGGCGCUGGGGGCUCGGCUCGGCCCCCUGCACUGCCCGGGGCGCCGGCGGCCAGCGCGCACCCGAUGCCUCCCGUGCCCCUCUUCAGCCGCUUCCUGUGCACGCCGCUGGCGGCCGCCUGCCCGUCGGGGGUUGAGCAGGGCGACGCGGCACCCGGCGAGCGCGAGGAGCUGCUGCUGCUGCAGAGCACGGCGGAGCAGCUGCGCCAGACGGCGCUGCAGCAGGAGGCGCGCAUCCGCGCGGACCAGGACACCAUCCGCGAGCUCACAAGCAAGCUGGGCCGCUGCGAGAGCGGCCUGCCGCGCGGCCUCCAGGACGCCGGGCCUCGCCGCGACACCAUGGCGGACGGGCCGUGGGACUCGCCCGCGCUAAUCCUCGAGCUGGAGGACGCUGUGCGCGCCCUCCGGGACCGCAUCGACCGCAUCGAGCAGGAGCUUCCAGCCCGUGUGAACUUCUCAGCUGCCCCCGCCCCCGCCCCUGCGGUGCCCACCGCCCUGCACUCCAAGAUGGACGAGCUGGAGGGGCAGCUGCUGGCCAAGGUGCUGGCGCUGGAGAAGGAGCGCGUGGCCCUCAGUCACAGCAGCCACCGGCAGCGGCAGGAGGUGGAAAAGGAGUUGGACACCCUGCAGGACCGCAUAGCCGAACUGGAGCACGGGUCCUCGGCCUACAGCCCCCCCGAUGCCUUCAAGAUCAGCAUCCCCAUCCGGAACAACUACAUGUAUGCCCGCGUGCGGAAGGCGCUUCCUGAGCUCUACGCCUUCACCGCCUGCGUGUGGCUGCGGUCCAGGUCGGGCGGCACUGGCCAGGGCACCCCCUUCUCCUACUCAGUGCCGGGACAGGCCAACGAGAUUGUGCUGCUGGAGGCGGGCCAUGACCCCAUGGAGCUGCUGAUCAACGACAAGGUGGCCCAGCUGCCCCUGAGCCUGAAGGACAAUGGCUGGCACCACAUCUGCAUUGCCUGGACCACAAGGGAUGGCCUGUGGUCUGCCUACCAGGACGGGGAGCUGCGGGGCUCCGGUGAGAACCUGGCUGCCUGGCACCCCAUCAAGCCUCAUGGGAUCCUUAUCCUGGGCCAAGAGCAGGAUACCUUGGGCGGCCGGUUUGAUGCUACCCAAGCCUUCGUGGGUGACAUUGCCCAGUUUAACCUGUGGGACCACGCCCUGACACCUGCCCAGGUCCUGGGCAUUGCCAACUGUACUGGGCCACUGCUGGGCAACGUCCUCCCCUGGGAAGACAAGCUGGUGGAGGCCUUCGGGGGUGCAACAAAGACCACCUUCGAUGUCUGCAAGGGGAGGGCUAAGGCAUGAGGGGCUACCUCAUCCAGGCCCCCCCUUGCCUGCCCAUUUGGGGACCUUACAGGAGGGGGGGCACGUUCCCUCCUCAGCCUACCCACACUGCCCCCCUCGCCCCCCCGCCUCACUCCUGGCCAUGCCUCUCAUUUCCCCACCUACACCCAUACCUCCUGAAUGCCCUGCCCUGCGAUGCCUGUCCCCUGAUCCCACUUGGAUGGGGACAAGCAGCUCAAGUCAACAGGUCAUGCCUGGGGUGAGUCCAGGGCCUUACGGGGGUGGGUAGCAGUGCCCAUGGCUCUGCCCACCCUCCUGGUGUUGUAACAGCACCAUCUCUUACCCCCACCACACCCUGUUCCAUCAACCACACCUGAUUCCACGGAUCUCAACAGCAUCUCCCAUGGGGUAGUGUAUGGGGGAAGGGCCCCUAUCUCAGUGGCAGGGGCGGGCCAUCUGUCCACCCCGACCCCCAUGCAAUAGGCCUGGCCCCUCCCCCUUCGGGGCCACAACAGUCUGUGUAGCUGUUUCCCCAGCUGAGAAGAGACAUAGGAGACUCAGACUCACCCCUCCUCCAUCUGUCCACCAGCUGACAGUCAAGGGCAGUGGGCUCUUGAUGGAGCCUCUCCCCCACAUCCCCACCCCACCCACACCCACACCCACACCCUCUGUCUUCCCCCUCUUUCCUCGUUUCUUUGUGUGCAGCGGGUUGAGUGUUGGUUCCAUGCCUAUCCCAGCCCCACCUCAAUUUCCAGGACAUUCCCUUCCUCCCCGCCCCCCCCCCCAGCUCUGGCCUGGAGAGUUAGGGACCAAGACCCCAGGAGGCCAAAGGGCCAUAAUCACCCCUUGUGCCCACCCACCGCUGUGCCCACUGCUGGCAUGGUCACCUCUGUGGCCAGGACAAGGCCUGGGCCGCUGAGCUGGGAGCAGCAUGAGGCAGAGGCACUGUGCCCCAGAGGACCCAGGCUCUGGCAGAGCCACGUCACCUAUACCCUCUGCAUGGCUCUGCAGCCUCUGGGGAAGGAAGGGAGCUGAGUGAGCAGGGAGAAGCAUGGAGUGUGUGCAGAGCACUGAGUACGGAGGAGGGGCCUCUGGCUCCUAGCCAGCCCGGGCCUUCUAUAAGUCCCUGCCCUCUCUGGGCCGGCCUUCCUCAUUUGUGAACUGAGGCCUUUGCUUUGGUUAUUCCUGAGCUCUUCAGACCAAAGGUGAGAUGGUCUGUGAUUCCAGGUGGAUAAGAUGGGCAAGGCUGAGGACUUCCCUCGGGACUGAGGGGCAGAGCAGGGAUAGGUCCUAGGACUGGGCCGCAGGUGGGAUCUGGCUAGGCACGGGUCACAAUCAGCAGUGGCUACAGAGUCAGGCAAGGGCAAGAGGCAAAGCAGACUGACCUCAUGCACAGAUUAUAAAAUCAGCUUUUCUGGAUCCCCCCAGCCUGGUACUCUCGCCUGUCUGAGCGUGUCUCAAAGGCUGGUGGCUCCCUGGUCCCCACGCUUAAGUCUUCACCAGCUCCCCCAAGAGAGUGGAAGAAUGUCAGAGCUGAGAAAGCCACCCAGUCUGACUCCUUACUUGUACAGAUAGGGAAGAACUCAGAGAGGGCAAAUGACGCCCAGGAUCACACCGCACAAUGGGGCAGAGCCAGGAAUGGAAAGCACCCAGGACUCGGACUCCCUCCUCAGUGUUCUCCUCCCCAUACCGUACCGCCUAUGAGGGUCUCUGAGCCCAGCCUACACCUAGAGGAUGGACAUUUGAGAGGUCAGAAUGCUUUUCAACAUGACCACUGGAAUAUCCUCCUUUAUGAAACACACGUCUUAGCAUCCCCUCUCUCCUGGGAGGUGUGACCCCCAGGCACUCUGGCAGGAAUGGAAAGCUGAGAACACAGGUGUCUGGGCAGCUGCAGGCUACCGGACUCGAGUGGGCUCUGGUGCUUUUUGUCCUCCUUUUUGUUCCCUGCCUCUGCCCCCCAUGGUCGCUUAGUCUGAGGCCUAGUACAAGAGCUGCAGGCUGUGGGCCCGUGCUACGGAGGUUUCUCUGAGAUGCUGCCUCCAGCCCCCACAUCCAUUUCCAUUUCAAGAGCACCUCCGGCCCAAGUCCCCCUAGAAGAACCUAUAAGAAGGAGCAAUGGCGUGCUUCAGCCAGAACCUGUUGAGAUCUAGGUUGCCCUGGUAACAGCCAAUGACAUCAACCCAAGUGCUGGGUCAAGCAUCUCAUACACUGUUGCUGGGGUGAUGGCAGAAUUUGGAACUUAGAUUUCAGGGACACUGGACACUGGGCUUUAUUAGGUUUCUAUUUUUGUUUUUUAAGGAAGCAGCUUUUGUGGAGGCCUUGGGGAAAAUGGGGGGAGGGGGCAUUACAGGACUUGUUCAUUCACUUGAGCUCAUCCAGGCAUUGUCCGGAGUCCUUUAUGCUUUGUUAUGGUGAUGAUGAGACUUCUGACGUUUGUGCUGAAUGAUCUUAGCCCUCCAAAGAGAACAGGAACAAGUUGGAGAUGUUGGAGUGUAGGCUCUGAGUCUGGACCAUUGAUGAGUGGCCUGGACCCCCAUUUCCAUUCCAGGAAAAUGCAAACCCCAAAGUCCCCAUCACUCCUUCAUCCAUUUGCCAGGUGCCUGCUGUUUGGACUCCAGCUUUGAUCUUCAGCUGCUCCAGGGCACAGCCGAGAAGACAGGGGAAGAAGGUCUAGAGAUGGUGCUGGGGUGCGUCCCUGAGCCGCUCCUAUCUAAUAGCAAUGCUGGAGCCCAUGUUUAUUUUACAUCCUUUAUAAGUGUCAGGCACUGUGCUCAGCGCUCCAUGGGCAUCAUGUCGUUUAUCCUCACAACACAGUUAGUUAUAAACUAGGACUAUUCUUAGCCCUAUUGGAUACAGAAGGAAACCGGGGCACAGAGAGGUUAAGUAACCUGCCCAGUAUCAAUCAGCCAGCAAGUGAUGGAGCCCAGAGUUCAAACCAAGGCAGGUUACAUUGAGGGCCCACCCCUCAGCCCAAGGGGACAGUCACCCCCACUCUGUGGAGUGGCAUUUGGGCAUCAUUGCUCCUGGUGUGUUUUGGCCUGAACGGAUGUGCCUAACCCCAUUCACCACCCCACAGAGUUUGAGGUGGAGGAACAGAGGCAUGGGAUGGGCCAGCCCCAGGGCAAGGGUCCCUUUGGGUGAGGCUGUGGGAGGGAUCUCAGUCCCUUCAGGAAAUGCGUCCCUCUGCAGUGUGCCCACCACUUCAGCCCUUCUCUACUGGCUAGAGCUUCCAGGAAAGCGGAAAGGGAAGGUGGACUGUCUCCCAAGAGCUCCAGGCCAGGGAGGGGUGGAAACAUGUCAGACUCCUGCUUCGGGCCAAGCCCCGCCCCAGGUGCUUUGCAGCUCUUAUCUGCCAGAUUUUCCCACCUUUGUGGCAUGUUGUGUCCCUAGUCAACCUCCCAAGGGGACAGAUCACCUUGCCACAAUUGUAUAUGACCUCGGACCACAGAUUUCUACAGAAGGGCGCUUAGAGGGGGUCAAAGCCCUCGUUUUAUAGAUGACACGAGGGCCCAUGGAACGUGGUUGGCCCCAAGGGACACCAGGAGACCUGAACCCAGCCUGCUGACUGUUCAGUGCUCUCUGCUGCGCAGUGGCCCUCUCUCCCUCCUCCCAGAGACGGGAUCAUUUUCUCCGCCCCCUUUAUCUCAGCUGCCUGCCACCCCAAACCCCACAUCCCCCAUGACCCUUGACCCCUGACCCUGCUGAGUGGAGACGGGCCUCACGUGGACCCAGGCUGAACAGCGAGCAAGCAUGUCUAGCUGUUGGACACUGAAAUGAGUACACCCUACUGGCAACCCACCCCCCUCUUCUCCUCGCCUGAUUUUGUACAUACUGUGACAUGAGAUACAAUGUAUGUGUAUGUGGGUGUGUAUGUGGGUGUGGGUGUGUAUGAUAUGUCAUGGAUUUUGUUACUUUUUUGUUUUUGUAAAGUUGAAUGUUCACAAUAAACAUGAUGUUUACUCUGAG
Messenger RNA from Hipposideros armiger (great roundleaf bat), 5874 nucleotides. It is a transcript of the gene NPTXR, whose product is annotated as neuronal pentraxin receptor. The record is from RefSeq and is a predicted model, not a curated record. The transcript has 6 exons. The coding region runs from base 1 to 1929 and encodes 642 amino acids. NCBI's taxonomy places the organism in Eukaryota, Metazoa, Chordata, Mammalia, Chiroptera, Hipposideridae.